Molecule: messenger RNA, 123 nt
Organism: Dictyostelium discoideum AX4
Lineage: Eukaryota; Evosea; Eumycetozoa; Dictyosteliales; Dictyosteliaceae
Exons: 1
Coding region: 1-123 (40 amino acids)
Source: RefSeq, a predicted model, not a curated record
AUGUUCAAUCUAUGUGUCUCUUGUGUUUGGACAGAAGGUCAACUAAAAAUUGUUGUAUCAACAAUUUAUCUUACCUUUACAACAGUUGGUACCAUUGAAGAGAAAAUCUCUCAAAGACAAUAG